This is a messenger RNA of Trypanosoma conorhini, 1089 nucleotides long. RefSeq names its product enoyl-CoA hydratase/isomerase family protein. The record is from RefSeq and is a predicted model, not a curated record. Gene Ontology annotation, biological process: L-valine catabolic process. Bases 1 to 1089 code for a protein of 362 amino acids. The transcript has a single exon. NCBI's taxonomy places the organism in Eukaryota, Euglenozoa, Kinetoplastea, Trypanosomatida, Trypanosomatidae. Gene Ontology annotation, molecular function: 3-hydroxyisobutyryl-CoA hydrolase activity.
AUGCGGCGAACAACUCUGGCCUUGACGAGUAAACUGUUGUAUAAUGACUUUGCGAAUACUCGCCUCAUAAUCAUGAACCGCGAAAAGUCUCUAAAUGCCAUUGAUCUGGAUAUGAUUAAUGUGAUGCAACAGCUCUAUCUUCACAAACCACACCCCAAGGGUGACGCUGCACUUUAUGUCCUAAAAGGCGCCGGCACCAAGAGCUUCUGCGCUGGUGGUGACGUCAUCGCGGUGUCAAAGAGCAUUGCCCUCGCAGAAGAGUUCUUCUAUAAGGAAUACCAAGUUAAUUACCGCAUACUCACAAUGCCAAACCCCCAAGUCUCUUUGUGGAAUGGCUACGUCAUGGGCGGAGGUGUGGGCGUUUCUGUGCAUGGACGAUAUCGUGUGGCGUCGGAGCAUGCCCUCUUUGCAAUGCCAGAAACGGCCAUUGGAAUGUUCCCAGAUGUGGGGGCAACAUGGUUCCUGCCUCGUGUCAAGAUGGAGGGGCUCGGCCUGUACCUUGGCCUAACGGGGGCGCGCCUGAAGGGGGCGGACUUGGCCCACGCGGGCCUUGCAACACACUAUGUCCCUUCCGCCUCCUUUGCGCAGCUGGAGGAGCGCCUGUGCAGCAUUGAUGACCCUGCGAGGACGGAGGCGUGUCUGGAGGAGUUUGCCGUGAAGGAUCUGCCCCCGUUCACGCUUGAGCCGCACCGUGAGACGCUUGCGAGGAUCUUUGCAUUGGAAGACACAACCACGGUGGAGGGCAUUGUGGAGGCCCUCUCCGCCGACGGCGGUGAAUUCGCGUUGCAGGCGCUGAAGCUGCUAAACCAGAUGUCCCCCGCCUCUCUCUGUGUCGCCUUGGAGAUGUACAGGCGGGGCUCGAAGAUGACAGAUCCUGCAGACGCGUUCCAAGCGGAUUUCAUUGGGGCCAUGAGAUGCUGCGUCAAUCCGGACUCUCGUGAAGGGGCGAGGGCGCUGCUGAUUGACAAGACAAAAGACCCCAAAUGGAACCCGGCCCGGCUCUCGGACGUCACGGCGGAGUACGUCGGGGCGUACUUUGAGCCCUUGGGACCCCAACUUCGUCCCUGGCACCCAACCAAACCCUUUUAA